UGUCGGACGCAAUUGCGCGCUUCCGAUGGAUCCGGGUACUUCCGGCUGAGACGGACUGGUCAUGGUGCUGCUGGAAAAUGACUCGUUCCUGACAGAGCUAACAAGGCUUUUCCAGAAAUGCCGAACCUCAGGAAGCAUUUACCUCACCAUGAAAAAAUAUGAUGGUCGGACAAAACCAGUUCCGCGGAAAGGGAACCCUGACAAUUUUGAACCUGCUGAUAACAAGUGUCUCCUGCGGGCAACAGAUGGGAAAAAGAAGAUCAGCACAGUGAUAAGCUCCAAAGAAGUAAACAAGUUUCAAAUGGCAUAUUCAAAUCUGUUACGGGCGCACAUGGAUGGGUUAAAGAAGAAAGACAAGAAGAGCAAGAGUAAGAAGACGAAAGCCACACAGUGAUGUCAUGGUGUGUGGGUUUCCUGGGAGUGGGGUUGGGGGAGGAGGAGAGUUCACUUUACCAGUACCCGGCAUCUUAGAAAUUGCUCAUGUAUCGAAUGGAAUCGAUGUUGGGAGAGGAAUGAGUUCCAGAAGAGCAUUGAUUAAAUACACAAUACCACCAGUAAUGGAUAAAUAUUCCCCCACAUGACACAUCAUUUUGCAGUCCAUGGGCAAGUUUACAAAUAUCUAUCGUGGACAUCUGGUGGCAACAGCAAGAAUGAUGAAGGAAGUCUGUUGGGUAUCAGUUGGAAAAGCCUAUUAUCCUACAAUCAGUCUCCCCACCACCCUCCUUCAAUUAUUGUGCAGUUAACCAUAUUGUGACAAUAUUGUGAAGCAUCACAGGGCAUGACCAAAAACCUCUGAUCUUUGUCGGGAUUUGCUUCUGAUUAGUUCAUAAGCAAGUGGUCACUACAAGCAAAGAUCGUUUUACAUAGAUCAUAGUUACUGUGCAUUCUGUAACCUCAAAGGUGUGUUCCUCUGAUCAAUAGGUAUUCAUUUGAAUUAAUCUCAUUGAUAUAGUUGCACUGUCUGCUUCCCUUUAUCUCACAAUUGAAUGUUAUCCAAAUUUGCUGACCACCACUGAGACCAAAUCCUUAAUGUCACACGUGGGCAAUGGCCGUCAACUCCAAUAUAGAAGUCUUUUUCUCCUGCUAUUGUAGAACUAGCUAGAAAGAGCUGGUUUCUACAGUAACGGGAGAAGAGUCUCAUAGAAUUACAAAUCUUAAGCGUGAAUGUAAAAAGGGAGAAUCAAGUUUUGAUUUUCUUUAUUGGAGCAUUGACCUCUCUGGUGGGCUAGGAGCGAGUUUCUUGUUUAAAGAUUAAUAAAGUUUGUGCAAUGUGACUUAAGUUUCAUGCAAGGCUAGAUUAUGAUGUGACUUAUAUAUAUUGUAGAUUUGUAUUAAUUACAUUAAAAGCUUUCUCUGACUUUUUUCACUGCACCAAGAAUUGUUUUGUUUUUGUAGAGUUUAUGUUGGUAAGAGGUGGUAGGCCUGACCUGCUAUCAAUACUCACCCAAACUAUUGAUUGUCAGUUGAGUUUGUGCAGCAACUUGUACACAUACUGUUGGAGCUACUGGCUCUUGAAUAAGACAUUAAACCAAAGUUCACCUGUCCAGGAUGGAUGCAGCAGAUUCCAUUAACCUGCUUUUAAAAUCUAGGGAAUUUGUGGUUUCUUCAUUCAUCCCAAGUCAUUUAAACAGAUUGAGUGGCUAUCACCUUAUUUGAUUUUUGAGAU
Molecule: messenger RNA, 1666 nt
Organism: Mobula hypostoma (lesser devil ray)
Lineage: Eukaryota; Metazoa; Chordata; Chondrichthyes; Myliobatiformes; Myliobatidae
Gene: srp14
Product: signal recognition particle 14
Exons: 5
Coding region: 62-394 (110 amino acids)
Biological process (GO): SRP-dependent cotranslational protein targeting to membrane
Cellular component (GO): signal recognition particle, endoplasmic reticulum targeting
Molecular function (GO): 7S RNA binding; endoplasmic reticulum signal sequence receptor activity
Source: RefSeq, a predicted model, not a curated record